CGCGCCGUUCGUGACCGGUUGUGUCAGUUUUGCUGUUGUUGUUCCUGGUGCUGGAACGUCCCGUUUUGUCCCGGCCGGUUGUGUUUGUGUGUCCGUUUAUUGAGUGAACAUUAUUCAUCCAGUGUGACCGCUUAGCUUGAACGUCCUACCGCACUAAUCAUGGCUUCGACCGUUCCCUUUGUGACGCUCAACAACGGGCAAAAGAUGCCCAUGCUCGGCCUGGGAACUUGGGGUUCUCCUCCGGGUGAGGUCGCCCAGGCGGUGAAGGAUGCGAUCGAUAUCGGCUACCGCCAUAUCGACUGUGCCCACGUGUACCAGAACGAGCACGAGGUGGGCGAAGGCGUGAAGGCCAAAAUCGACGAGGGAGUCGUAAAGCGCGAGGACCUGUUCAUUACCAGCAAGCUGUGGAACACGUUCCACCGGCCGGAUCUGGUCGAGGGUGCAUGCCGUACCACGCUGAAGAACCUCGGGCUGGACUACAUCGACCUGUACCUGAUCCACUGGCCGAUGGCGUACCGCGAGGGACCGGAAUUGUUCCCCCAGGACGAGAACGGCAAGACGGCCUUCUCCGAUGUGGACUACGUGGAUACGUACAAAGCGCUGGAGAAGCUGGUGGAGCUCGGACUGACCAAGAGCAUCGGCAUCUCGAACUGCAACUCCAAGCAGGUGGAGCGUGUACUGGCGGCAGCCACCAUCAAACCCGUUACCAAUCAGAUCGAGUGCCAUCCUUACCUGACACAGUCGAAACUGUCACCGUUCUGUACGGAGCGUGGUAUGAUCGUUACCGCGUACAGUCCGCUCGGAUCGCCGAACCGCCCCUGGGCUAAGCCGGGCGAUGCGCAGCUGAUGGAAGAUCCGAAGAUUGUGGCGCUGGGGGAGAAGUACAACAAAACGCCGGCCCAGAUUCUGAUCCGCUACCAGAUCCAGCGCGGCCACGUAGUUAUCCCGAAGUCGGUGACCAAGUCGCGCAUUGCCUCCAACUUUGAGGUGUUUGAUUUCGAGCUGACAAAGGACGAUGUGGCACAGAUCGAUACAUUCGACUGCAAUGGGCGGUUGGUGCCGAUUACGAGUGCUGCUGGACAUCCGUAUCAUCCGUUCGAAAACGAGGAGUUCUAAUUCCAGCCACCACAGCCUAGCAGACGAAGUCAUCUCUCUGCAAUUUGAUUAUUUGUAUGUAACCAGCACGUAACGGUCCAAUAAAGUAAAUUCGAUUAAUAAUUUCAA
Molecule: messenger RNA, 1224 nt
Organism: Anopheles coluzzii
Lineage: Eukaryota; Metazoa; Arthropoda; Insecta; Diptera; Culicidae
Product: aldo-keto reductase family 1 member B1-like
Exons: 3
Coding region: 160-1116 (318 amino acids)
Cellular component (GO): cytosol
Molecular function (GO): aldose reductase (NADPH) activity
Source: RefSeq, a predicted model, not a curated record